Molecule: messenger RNA, 3028 nt
Organism: Symphalangus syndactylus (siamang)
Lineage: Eukaryota; Metazoa; Chordata; Mammalia; Primates; Hylobatidae
Gene: ARPC5L
Product: actin related protein 2/3 complex subunit 5 like
Biological process (GO): Arp2/3 complex-mediated actin nucleation; regulation of actin filament polymerization
Cellular component (GO): actin cytoskeleton; Arp2/3 protein complex
Source: RefSeq, a predicted model, not a curated record
GAAUCUCACUCCAUCGCCCAGGCUGGAGUUCAAUGGUGUGAUCUCAGCUCACUGCAACCUCUGCCUCCUGGGUUCAAGCGAUUCUCCCCGCUCAGCUUCCCGAGCAGCUGGGAUUACAGGUGCGCGCCAUCAUGCCCGGCUAAUUUUUGUGUUUUUGUAGAGACGGGGUUUCACCAUGUUGGCCAGGCUGGUCUCGAAUUCCUGACCUCAGGUGAUCUGCCCACCUGGGCCUCCCAAAGUACUGGGAUUACAGGUGUGAGCCACUGUGCCGGGCCAGGACACCUCCUUUGAUCACUUUAUCUAAGGCACACUCAAGCACUGCAUCGUUUUUUUCCCCCUCAACACUGUCAGCCCUGACAUAGUAUAAUAUGGAUUUUUAAAUUGUGUCUCCCUGGCUGGAAUGAAAGUCCAUGACCAUGAGCUGGGACAUUAUUCCAUUUACUAGUUUCUUUGGGAGCUGUUUCUUUACUUGUAAAAUGGGCAUUUCUGGGUUCAAGUUCCUUCUGACCAGGAUGUUCUGGGGAUAUGAAUUUCUGCUGUCUCGUGGCAGACCUGAAUCACAAAUAUUUUUUCCCAGAUAUGGAACUGUAUUGCAGGUGGGCUUUGCGUGUUUCCAGGACCCCUGAGACUUCUCUUUUUUUUUUUUUUUGAGACAGAGUUUUGCUCUUGUCGCUCAGGCUGGAGUGCAAUGGCGUGAUCUCAGCACAGCGCAACCUCUACUUACCGGUUUCUAGCGAUUCUCCUGCCUCAGCCUCCCGAGUAGCUGGGAUUACAGGCAUGCGCCACCACGCCCGGCUAAUUUUGUAUUUCUAGUAGAGACGGGGUUUCAGCAUUUUGGUCAGGCUGGUCUCAAACUUCUGACCUCAGGUGAUCCGCCCACCUUGGCUCCCGAAGUGCUGAGAUUACAGGCGGAGACUUCUUCACCACCAGUUUCCCACUAUGGGAGUCUGUAUCCUUACCACCGAAGGUAAGGUUGCAUCAUAGUCUGGCAAUAUUUUUUUGAUCUUUAGACACAGUUCAAUGAGAAGUAUUCGAAGCAGUAAAAAUGAAUCACAUUCCGACUACUGACUUUUACUAAAAAGAGUACUAUUAGAUGAAAAUAGUUUUCACACUAUUAUAUAAAAAGACCCAUUUUACUUACCCUAAAGCUAAGAUCAAUUAACAGAACCCCUGGGAUAACAGCCCAGGCACCAAAUCAGGCAUCUCAGAGUCGUCCUUGACUUCCCUAAAUCGCUUUCCCCCAUCUCAGAUUCAAGAUGUGCCUCUCCAGCCAGGCCUCUCCUGCCAGGACGGUGGCCACAGGGCCAUCUCCCUCUCCUGGCGCCCCCAACUGCCUGGCCAAGGUGACUGCUACACACGUGGGGUCGCAGAAUCCCUCGAGUCACAACGUCUUCAACGUCUUGUCAGUCCCCUGAUCGCACUAAACGUAUUUAAAGCCCCCCACUCCUUUAACAGGGUCACCUCUGUGUACAGGCGGCCUCCUCCUACUAAGUGUAGUAGCGUUCAAGGCUCCGAGACACAGGCCCCUCCCGCGUCACUCCCCGGGCACAGGAACUCCUACUCAUCCCUCAGUCAUCAGCUCGAAGGUUUCUUCUCCAAGAAGCCUGCCCGGCACUCGAGAAGUAGAGCCGCGAGCCUUCUCCCGGGGGCCCAGCCUUCCCCAGUACGGACAAGGAUCACCCGGGAGCCCGCGCCGGGCCCCGCUGAGGCCAGGGGCUCCUCGGAGGCGCGGGAAAGCCGGGGAACCAGCGCAGUUACGGCACACACGAUGCGGGGCCUGCACGGAUACCGGGCGCCCGGUCCUCAGUGGUAGGACAGAGACUCCGCGGAAUGGACACUGAGGUGGGGGAGGCCGCGGAGACCCCAUACCGCACUCCAGGUGCCAGGCUCCGCCCCGCCACUGACGGCGCUUCCGGAUCCGGCGUGUGCCGGAAGUGGGCGGGCGACGGCGGCUGCGCGCGGAGGCGGUGGAGGAGGUGCUGGGAGCAGCCGGGCAGCCGCUUCCCGCCCCCGAGCCGGAGCCGGUGAGAGCUGAGCAGAGCCGAGGUCCGGCCGCGAGCGGAGCCGGCUGAGCGGGCGCCGAGCUCCCGCCAUGGCCCGGAACACGCUGUCCUCGCGCUUCCGCCGGGUGGACAUCGACGAAUUUGACGAGAACAAAUUUGUGGACGAACAGGAGGAGGCGGCGGCGGCGGCGGCGGAGCCAGGCCCGGACCCGAGCGAGGUGGACGGGCUCCUGCGGCAGGGGGACAUGCUUCGGGCAUUCCAUGCAGCCUUGCGGAACUCUCCCAUCAACACCAAGAAUCAAGCUGUGAAGGAGCGAGCCCAGGGUGUGGUGCUGAAAGUGCUCACAAACUUCAAGAGCAGCGAGAUUGAGCAGGCUGUGCAGUCACUGGACAGAAACGGCGUUGACUUGUUAAUGAAGUACAUUUAUAAAGGCUUUGAGAAGCCCACAGAAAAUAGCAGCGCAGUGUUACUCCAGUGGCACGAAAAGGCCUUAGCAGUAGGAGGACUAGGCUCCAUUAUAAGAGUUCUUACAGCAAGAAAGACUGUUUAAAAAAAAUAAAAAGACUCAUGUUACCUUGAGAAGAAUUCGGGAUGCCCAGGCUGGUGAAGGAAGGGAUUGACAAUGGACCAUCUUCCUAGGAACUCCCAAGUAAACUAUUUCAGGACAUGUAUCUGCUGAAAUGUAUUUUAUUUUCAAGAUGGAGGGGAAAAUCGUGUUUCCUAAAUCCUGUUUAGGAUCUGAUAGUCUAUGCCUUUGUCUCCGAGUACUGCAGAACUGACAUUUUGAUGGUCUACCAGAGUGGUGGCUGGUGUUGGUCAGGUGCACCUGUGUGCACUGGGGGAGGGAUGGUUUGGGCAGGUGCAGAUCUAAGGGUUGUGGUAAACGGGAGAGCUUGUGUUUUUGAAGUGGGAAAAAACCCAAGAGUUUGUACAGACAUCCUGUCUUCCCAGAGAAGGUGGACACUCUUGGGCUCAUUGUAAAGUGCCUGCUGCAUCAAUAAAGCUCUUGGCUUAUUAGUAUAUA